Rhinopithecus roxellana (golden snub-nosed monkey) is the source of this 1774-nucleotide messenger RNA. It is a transcript of the gene GNMT, whose product is annotated as glycine N-methyltransferase. NCBI's taxonomy places the organism in Eukaryota, Metazoa, Chordata, Mammalia, Primates, Cercopithecidae. Gene Ontology annotation, cellular component: cytosol. The coding region runs from base 502 to 1596 and encodes 364 amino acids. Gene Ontology annotation, molecular function: glycine N-methyltransferase activity; glycine binding; S-adenosyl-L-methionine binding. Gene Ontology annotation, biological process: S-adenosylmethionine metabolic process; one-carbon metabolic process; protein homotetramerization. The transcript has 5 exons. The record is from RefSeq and is a predicted model, not a curated record.
CCCUGUCUUCCCUGCGUCGGCUGGCUAGACCCACACACUUCGGCUGCACAUUCUUUGUUUAGAUCUGCUGAUGCCUUCUUUCACUGGGAACGGUCCAGUCCUGCCCGCCUGGCACUCAGCUCUGUGGAUCUGAGGUUUUACUUCCUCUCUUUCCAACUGCGAGGGGUGGGGAUGGAGUGGCAAUCUCAUUGCUCCUUCCUCUCCUGGCCCCUCUUGCCUUCUCCUGGAGACCCAGGUUAAGUGGGCAGAGGAUUCCGAGGGUCCUCUCCUGCCGUGGGAUUGCACAGAGGGCUGGGUCCGCAGGCUGGCUAAAAGGACCUAGCCCAGGAUUGCGAGGCAGUGCCCUCCCCGCAGCUGCACAGCCUCCGGCGCCCGACGCAAAGCCCAGCAGGGGCGUGUCCGCGCGCUUACCUGCCAUUGGCCAGGUGGGGCCGUCGGCCGCCUGAAGUGCCUGUGCUAUAAGUGCGGAACGGGUGACUGCGGAGCCAGGCGCGGCGCAGGAUGGUGGACAGCGUAUACCGGACCCGUUCCCUGGGGGUGGCAGCCGAAGGGCUCCCGGACCAGUACGCGGACGGGGAGGCGGCGCGCGUGUGGCAGCUGUAUAUCGGGAACACCCGCAGCCGCACCGCCGAGUACAAGGCAUGGCUGCUCGGGCUGCUGCGACAGCACAGCUGCCAGCGAGUGCUCGACGUGGCCUGUGGCACUGGGGUGGACUCCAUUAUGCUGGUGGAAGAGGGCUUCAGCGUGACGAGUGUGGAUGCCAGUGACAAGAUGCUGAAGUAUGCACUUAAGGAGCGCUGGAACCGGCGGCAUGAGCCUGCCUUCGACAAGUGGGUCAUUGAAGAAGCCAACUGGAUGACUCUAGACAAAGAUGUGCCCCAGUCAGCAGAGGGUGGCUUUGAUGCUGUCAUCUGCCUUGGAAACAGUUUCGCUCACUUGCCAGACUGCAAAGGUGAGAGAGGGUGUGGCCUUGGGCAUGGCCCCCACCUUGAGCUGUACCCCCUUCCACAGACCUCUGGGCACCUGCUCUCCUGCAAAGCAGACUCUCUGCCUCUCUCUGCUUUGGCUCUGGCACCCCUGGGGAGGGGAGAGAUGGGAGGGAGACUGGUGCUGGGGGCCCUGAGCAGAUGGAGCCUUUCUGCCCCUGCCUGGUGCCCAGGGGACCAGAGUGAGCACCGGCUGGCGCUGAAAAACAUUGCGAGCAUGGUGCGAGCAGGGGGCCUGCUGGUCAUUGAUCACCGCAACUACGACCACAUCCUCAGCACAGGCUGUGCACCCCCAGGGAAGAAUAUCUACUAUAAGAGUGACUUGACCAAGGACAUCACAACAUCAGUGCUGAUAGUGAACAACAAGGCCCACAUGGUGACCCUGGACUAUACAGUGCAGGUGCCCGGGGCUGGCCAGGAUGGCUCUCCUGGCUUGAGUAAGUUCCGGCUCUCCUACUACCCACACUGUCUGGCAUCCUUCACGGAUUUGCUCCAAGCAGCCUUCCGGGGCAAGUGCCAGCACAGCGUCCUGGGCGACUUCAAGCCUUACAAGCCAGGCCAAGCCUACGUUCCCUGCUACUUCAUCCACGUGCUCAAGAGGACAGACUGAGUGUGGCCUCAGCUCCCACAAGCCUCCGCCCAGGCACUGCUAGGCUCUGUCUGGAAGAUGGGGACCAGCAGCCCCACACCAGGGCCAGCCUCUAGAGCAGACUACAGCUGGGGUGCAGGGAUGUGGGUUCUGCAGAUGGAAGGGUAAACAAUAUAGUCUGUGCCUUUUUCAGUUCCUG